Molecule: messenger RNA, 776 nt
Organism: Arachis ipaensis
Lineage: Eukaryota; Viridiplantae; Streptophyta; Magnoliopsida; Fabales; Fabaceae
Source: RefSeq, a predicted model, not a curated record
UGGGUUCAUGAACCUGAAGUAAGGCAUGCAAUGUUGGCAAACAAAGCAUUGAAGGCUAUGACUAAUAAGAUUAGAGAACUACAAGUUGUGGUUGAAAUAGCAUGUGGUAAUAAAACUGUGUAUGUUAAUGGUGUGAGAGAAGCUUAUAUUGAUCUCUAUGGUUGCACAAUUGAGGAGGACAUUCUAGAUUGUGUUUAUGAUAUGCCACUUAAAAAGAGUUUGCUAGCUCUAAUAAGCUCAAACAGGCAUUCAAAAGAGACAACAAAGAAGGAAAUUGCAGUGGAAGAUGCAUCUAAAAUACAUGAAGCCAUUAGGAAAAGGAGAUUAGAUGAUGAUAGCUUUCUUUGGAUACUUUCCACCAGAUCCAUUUCACAGCUCCGGGAAACUUUUGCAACUUACCAACAACUCUUUCACCACUCAUUGGAGCAGGACAUAGCAAAUUGUGGCGAGGAUGAUUUAGAAAAUCUGUUAAUUGCAGCAAUACGGUGCACAUGCAAUCCUGAAAAACAUUUUGCAAAGGUUAUAAGAGAAUCUAUGAUUGGGAUUGGAACCGAUGAAGAAUCGCUGAACAGAGCAAUUGUGAGUAGAGCAGAAGUUGACAUGUUGAAAAUAGAAAUUGAAUAUGCUGCCAUGUUUGACUCCAACCUUGUAAAAGAUGUCUGUGGAGAUACCUCAGGAAGCUAUCAAAAUUUCUUGAUGACUUUGAUGGGGAAAGAUCCUCUUGAAUAAUCUUCAUGGAUAAUGUAUCAUGCUGUUCAAGAUUCAAUUUUUUUGUA